UGUUAAUGAGUAAGCGGAAGGCUCGAGAAGUGCCCGAAUCUUCUAAAAAGGUUAAUGGCAAUAAAGAAAACUUAGUUUCUUCUGCCCUUUUUAAGGCUGCUCCUUUUACUAGGGAACUGAGGGAACAAGGCAUUAAAAAGAAGCCUGGUACUGUUAGAGUCUAUUCGGACGGGAUUUUUGACUGUUUCCACUUUGGCCACGCACGCGCUCUUCAACAAGCUAAAAAUACCUUUUCUAACUGCUAUCUUAUAGUUGGAGUUUGCGGAGAUGAGCUUACACAUAAAAUAAAAGGUGAUACUGUUAUGAAUGAAAAAGAAAGAUUUGAGGCUGUGAGACACUGUAGGUAUGUGGACGAAGUGCUUGAAUAUGCGCCCUGGGUUAUUACCAGCGAGUUUUUAGAAGACCAUGAUAUUGACUAUGUUGCGCACGAUGAUCUUCCCUACGGCAGCGAGGAAGCUACCGAUAUCUACGGGCAUCUUAAGUCUGCUGGAAAGUUCAUUGCUACCCAAAGAACUGAAGGAAUCUCCACUUCGGAUAUCAUAUGCCGUGUGGUGCGUAACUAUGAUGUAUAUAUCCGGCGAAACUUAGCCAGAGGAUUCACAAGAAAGGAUCUCAACGUCAGUUUUGUUCGGGAGAAGAGAGCGCAAAUUGCAAAGUUAACUAACGAGCUGAGGCAGCGCGUCAACAGCGGGCGAAGCAAACUCGAACAAAUAGUUGAAAAGUGGGAAUCCAACUCUCAGAAGCUGAUUAACGACUUUGUUAAAUUCUUUACUAUGUCAAAACUCACACCUCCUUACCCGAAAACUUCCUUAAAGACGUUACCUGCAUCUGAUUCUUCUUCCGAGUUAGACAGUAAUAAUGGGAGUGGGCUCCAUGAAAGUGAAAGUUUUGAUGAUUCCUUGGAAGCACCGUCUUAAGAUAGCCUCACUAGU
Messenger RNA from Zophobas morio, 932 nucleotides. RefSeq names its product choline-phosphate cytidylyltransferase B-like. Lineage: Eukaryota; Metazoa; Arthropoda; Insecta; Coleoptera; Tenebrionidae. The record is from RefSeq and is a predicted model, not a curated record. Gene Ontology annotation, molecular function: phosphatidylcholine binding; choline-phosphate cytidylyltransferase activity. Gene Ontology annotation, biological process: CDP-choline pathway. The transcript is spliced from 10 exons. The coding region runs from base 6 to 917 and encodes 303 amino acids.